Messenger RNA from Lemur catta (Ring-tailed lemur), 3130 nucleotides. It is a transcript of the gene TRAPPC13, whose product is annotated as trafficking protein particle complex subunit 13. The record is from RefSeq and is a predicted model, not a curated record. Lineage: Eukaryota; Metazoa; Chordata; Mammalia; Primates; Lemuridae. Gene Ontology annotation, cellular component: TRAPPIII protein complex. Bases 285 to 1541 code for a protein of 418 amino acids. The transcript has 13 exons.
ACUAACGAGUGGUUUCUUAAAGUCGCAAUGUGUAAUUGUAGGUAGACAACAGAAUAUUUUAUGUAAAGAUCUCUAAGAGACAAGGGCUGGAUUUAGUGAAAAGAAGACAUUGGGUCUGUAAAGGACGUGGUAAAAAGGGAAUUUAAGGUCCCACCGACAGAAAGAAGCUGUUUAGAGUGGGUUUGACGCCCGGUCUUCCCAAACGCGCGGUGUUCUGUUUUCUUCCGGGCCGAAUUGAACCUCUUCAGCUCCCGUAAGGCAGUGGGUCAAAAGUGCGGGUGAAAAUGGAGGUGAAUCCACCCAAACAGGAGCACCUGCUGGCUCUGAAAGUGAUGCGGCUGACUAAGCCUACUUUAUUCACCAAUAUUCCAGUAACGUGUGAAGAGAAAGACUUACCUGGAGAUCUCUUUAACCAACUGAUGAGAGAUGAUCCUUCAACUGUAAAUGGUGCAGAAAUUUUAAUGUUGGGAGAAAUGUUGACUUUACCACAAAAUUUUGGGAACAUAUUUUUGGGAGAGACCUUUUCCAGUUAUAUCAGCGUUCAUAAUGAUAGCAAUCAAGUUGUAAAAGAUAUAUUGGUAAAAGCUGAUCUUCAGACAAGUUCUCAGCGUUUAAAUCUUUCAGCCUCCAAUGCUGCAGUGGCUGAACUUAAACCCGAUUGUUGUAUUGAUGAUGUCAUACACCAUGAAGUAAAGGAAAUUGGAACACACAUCUUGGUGUGUGCCGUGAGUUAUACAACUCAGGGUGGAGAAAAAAUGUAUUUUAGAAAAUUCUUCAAAUUUCAGGUUCUCAAACCACUGGAUGUGAAAACCAAAUUUUACAAUGCAGAGAGUGACCUCAGUUCUGUGACUGAUGAAGUAUUUCUCGAAGCCCAGAUUCAGAAUAUUACAACCUCACCUAUGUUUAUGGAGAAAGUUUCAUUGGAGCCAUCUAUAAUGUACAAUGUAACAGAAUUAAAUUCCGUCAGCCAAGCUGGAGAAUGUGUAUCAACAUUUGGGUCAAGAGCAUAUUUGCAGCCAAUGGAUACACGCCAGUAUUUAUACUGCCUAAAGCCUAAGAAGGAGUUUGCAGAAAAAGCAGGCAUCAUUAAGGGAGUAACAGUAAUUGGAAAAUUGGAUAUAGUAUGGAAAACAAAUCUAGGUGAAAGGGGAAGGUUACAGACCAGCCAACUUCAAAGAAUGGCUCCAGGUUAUGGAGAUGUUAGGUUGUCUUUGGAGGCAAUCCCAGAUACCGUAAACCUAGAAGAACCUUUUCAUAUUACUUGUAAAAUAACAAACUGCAGCAGUGAAAGGACUAUGGAUCUGGUUUUGGAAAUGUGCAAUACCAAUUCUAUCCACUGGUGUGGGAUUUCAGGAAGACAGCUUGGAAAGCUGCAUCCAAGUUCUUCUCUCUGCCUUGCCCUUACGCUACUGUCUUCAGUACAGGGACUGCAAAGCAUCUCUGGCUUAAGACUAACAGACACAUUCUUAAAGAGAACAUACGAAUAUGAUGACAUCGCACAAGUCUGUGUGGUAUCUUCGGCCAUUCAAGUGGAAAGCUGAAGAAAAUUUCCAAUGUUACAGUUUUCAUUUAGUUUUGCAGAACUGCUUUCUGUAUCUUUGUCACCUUUGUAAAACGAUCAAGUCAACAAAAAUAAAUAUAUAUUAUUUAAAUUCCUGUCCUGUAAAACAGUUAAACUAUUAAAUAUUUGUUUUGAAAAAAACUGUCUACUGAUUUUAUCUUAUGUUCUAAAUGAACAUUUGUAUAUUUUCUACGCAUAUUAUCUUGUUUCAUUUGAGAUGACUAUUUAGACCAUUUGUCUCUAGCAAGUAUCUAGAAUAGGGGUCAGCAAACUUUAUGUAAAGGACAAGAUACUAAAUAUUUUAGGCUUUGCAGGCCAUAUGGUUUCUGUCACAAAUACUGAACUCUGCCACUGUAAUGCAAGAGCAGGACAGUAGGCAAAAAAGUACAGCGGCGCUUACAAAAGCAGGCAGCUGGCUGGAUUUGGCUUGCUGGCCAUAGUUUGCUGACCUCAAUCUAGAAGAUACAGUUGUUUCUUAGAACUUCAGAAUUCUCAUAAUACUUUGUUUAGAAAUAUUUCAGUUAACUCCAGGUUUUUUUCCUAGCUCCUCAGUCAACAGGAGUUUGUUUAAAAUAACAGGGGUAGUCCUAUAAUCUGUUAUUUUGCUAACACAGUAUAAGCUUUUCUAGUUGUUUUCAAAAUUACUGUAUUGAUAUGUGUCUGUGUUUGUAUAUACGUACAAACACACACAUCUCACUUUGAGGUACUGAACAGCAGAUCAGAAUUGGUUUUAUUUCUUAGGUUGUCGAUGAUUCCAUUAACUUUUAACUAAGAAGUCUAAGAAUUUUCUAAGCCCAAAAUUCCUGGGCUUUUUUCCCAUUGAAAAAUAAGCCACUUAUUUUGGUAAGGUAUAUUUAAAGAAUUCCUAGCUUCUGAUAUUUGAUCUUUUUUCUAAAAAAAACUAUUAAAUAAUCCCCUAAGAAUGUGAAUGGCAUUUGAUUUUGAACUCCACAUCAUGUAUUAUAAAACUUUAUCUUCAUGUAAUCACAUUUGUUCACCUAGGCCAUGAACAAAGCAGUUAGAAAGUUAACAGAGUUGUAAACAACUUUGCAACAUGAAUGUAACAAAAAGUUUCAAUAUUUUGUCAGGAAAACAAAAGCUUAUGUUGUUAAAUAAAAGCUAUCCUAUUUUGGUAAAUUGAAAUUCAAGAAUGUGUGUGUGUAUAUAUAUAUAUUAGUAAUAAUUUCUUAAGUAUAAGAGUGUAUUAAGUCAAAUACAAAAAUUGGUUUAUAUUAGAUGCAUAAUUAUUUAUUGCCAUGACAAACUGGUUCAAAAUAAAAGCUACAUUCAGAAGAUUUGCACCUCAAAAUGGAAUAAUAAUGAAUGAAAUGUUUGUGCAAAAUAAAGUGCAAGCAGUGUAAAAUUGAGGUCUGUCUUUCUUUCAGAAUGAUUAAGAUUGAUUAAAUGAUGAAAUAAGACUUUAUAGCCACUACACUGGGUACUUGGAUUGUUUUUCAAGUAUCAUCUCAUGACCGAACCUUCUGUUUCAAUGUGUUUCACAUCUUAAAAGUAACAUGAUGGUCACUUGGAAUCUGCUAUAUACUUUGAUUUAAUUACAGUCUUCUGUUU